This is a messenger RNA of Symbiodinium natans, 9462 nucleotides long. The record is from the annotation of a GenBank genome assembly. Lineage: Eukaryota; Dinophyceae; Suessiales; Symbiodiniaceae.
AUGGUAAGCAGUGACGAGAGUCCGAAGUUGGUACAUGUGACCAAUUCGAUUCUGCUCAACAAGAAUAGCACUUUCCCGGAGUCCAUGAAGGUGUGUGGAUCCCAAGUUUGGCUGGCAAGACCCACGAGUGUUCUGUCUGAGAUAGAUGGAUGUCCAUUAGAUGUGGAUAAAACAGUGGAAGGCCGGCGAACUGAGCUGCAGAGUAUGACUGCUCACAAAGCAGGGAGAGUGGUUGGAGCAGACGAGGCUCAGAAGUUUGCUCGUCAGCAUGGGAUAAAGAUCAUCCCAACCCGAUGGGUCAUAGGCCCAAAGGUGGUGAAUGGCAAGGAAGCUGUGAGAGCUCGGUGUGUGGUGCAAGACAUCGCAAAGGGGAGCACAGCAUCAUCUUUAGGACUGAGUGCUACGACUCCUUCUUUAGAAGCGUUACGGACGCUUUUGGCCAUUGCUUCGGUAGAUGCUAUGGAUAUCGCAACUUUGGAUGUUAGCACUGCAUUCUUGCAUUCCCCCCUUCCGAAAGGAUCGAAGGCGAUUAUCCAAUUGCCCAAGGAUGUUUCCGCCUGCAAGGACUAUUAUGUCCCGGUGUUUAUGAUUCUGGAUCAAGCCAUGAAUGGUUUGAGAGUUGCCGCCAAAGCUUGGAACUUGAAGCUGGCGACAGUUGUGAAGAAAGUUGGGUUGAAGCAAUGCCCAACGGAACCUUCCGUCUUCGAGGGCACUGUGAGAGGGAAAAGAUUCCUCAUGUUGUGCUAUGUGGACGAUUUGAUUCUGUGUGGCACUAGAGAUGCCAUUCGGUUGGUGACCGACACCCUGAACGGAGAGUUGAAGAUCAAGGAAACGGGUCGAAUCACUUCCACUGGUGGAAAGAUCACCUUUUUGGGGCGAGAGAUUGAGAGACAAGGGAGUCAUCUCAGGAUGCGAGUGCCCCCGGCAUACUUAGAUGCCCUGUUCGAGACAGAGUUCUGUAAGGACCUGAAGGUGGUUACUGCUCCUCCGGACAUCGUGAAAACGGUCGAGAAGGGCAGAGCAAGUGGUUCGGAUCCUGAGUUGAGUGACACUGCAGCUGCGAGGUACAGAGCAGUACUUGGCCGGAUUGCAUGGUGGGGUCAGUCGAGACCUGACCUGAGUAGGUGGAUGUCCAUUCUUUCGCAAGGACAGUCCAAGCCAACAGCAUGCUUUGAGCAAGCAUUGCGACAAGUGAUUAGGUUCCUAAAGGGACAAUACCAUGCAUGGCAGUACUUUGGCCCUGAUGGGAAUGUACCGGACAGUGGGCCGGCGCAGCUGGAAGUGUAUGCGGAUGCCAGUUGGGCACCCCAAGAGAGUGAGGGACUUGCGACUUUGAUCGGUCAGUUGGCCGAGUCAGAUGUCACGAUCCGAUUGCACACUGACAACAUCGCUGUCUGCUAUCUUCAGGAGCGGAUACAGGAAGCUCAGACCUUGAAGGUUCAAGAAAUGGAUUUAUGGUCCAACCGCAAAAGCUUUGGUUCAAGCACCACGGAAGCUAGCCCUAGCCUGGAGCCUGUACCUUUGGUGAAGGACAGGAAAAUGGCAGCUGAAGACAGCAGGAAGGGUGAGCAGGGUGCUGAGAUGAAAAGCCCCUUUUGGUGUAAGGUUUGCAAAUGGUUGUUCAGAUCCGAGCAUGCUGCCGGGUUGAGCUGGGAUGAAAGUGGCAAGCCCAAGUGCGAAAAGUGCAAACAGACUGUGACAGUCUCUGGCACGGAUGCAAGCCAUGCAUUCCAUCUCCGAGAGGCAGAGAAGGAGCGCCGAGCUGCUGGAAAAAGGGGUGAUAAAGGUGAAAGCCGAGGCUCAGGCCAAGCUGCACCGAAACCCAAGGCCAUGCCGAAGGUGAUUGAACGGAUGGUCGACGUGUUUCCGGAGCUGGCGGAUCCAGAGCCGCCGAAGUGGUUCGGUGAUGUGUCAUGGAGUAUCUGCCGGCGCGGAACUCCAGUGGAUGAGCUAGAGCUCAAGGACGUGGUAGGCACGCUAUCCGACAAGGAUAUGUUGCGCUAUCAAAGCUCAUACGAGAAGCUGGUGAAGCCCAUCCAGGAGGUGUGUGAGCUACAGGAGAAACCCACGAAGAUCUUCGGAAUCUUGGAUGUCCGUGGACAGAUUGGUGGCAAGGCCAUCAUCUGGGAGAUGGCAGUGAAUGAAGGAGGACUGUACAUGGAAGUACCGCCGGGAACGUGUGGCCUGGCGAUGUUGAGCUUCGUGAGGUACUUGAAGAGAAAAGGGAUAGUCCCUGUUUUGCUUCUGGGUGAGCACCAGGACCUCGGAGUCUUGCGGAUGGUGGAUCUGUUGUGCAUGCUACCCAUUUUGGGAGCAGAGAGGAUCAUGGAGGAUGAAGCUGAGAGCUCGUAUUAUCCCCCAUGGGUGUUGCGCUGGAAGAGAAGUGCAAAGGAAGGAUCCUUGGUGUUUAAGGAACUGGUGGAGCGAGUGCGAGUGAUUUCGAUGUUGUCGUGUGAUACACUUCGGAUUCACGAGCCGGAGCUGAGGGAGAGACCAGUCCCCAAGUGGUCGUUUGUGGCCUACAGCCACUACAGAUCCGUGAUGGAGUCUGUUGCAGGAUUCUUGGAGGACCUGGAGAAAAAGAAAGAGGAGAUCACCGACACGCAGAGGGCGGCAAGCUGGAAGAAGGUGGUUGCGAGUGAGACUCGAAGCGGUGUUGUGUGGAUCUGCAAGUGUAAGUGGCACUUGCCGACCGACUAUGUGGUGAGGUUCAACUUGACGUUGCCUGCCGACAUGUGGCAGCAAGCCUUUGGGAUCAUGGGUGAGAAUGUUGGGAAACUCGAGAAGGAGGAAAAGGACCUGAAGCGGAUCCUCAAGGCUGCAGCGGAACAGCAAGACCGAGAGUUCGAGGAAGCUGAGCGAAAGCGCAAGCGCAUCGCCGACCUGUCAGCUGCCGAGGAAGAAGCUGCUAAGAGAGCAAAGCUGGAAGGCGAAGCGGUUCGCUCGCCUGUGUCAGUUGUACCAUCUGAGUUGGAUGCAGCAGCUAUCGCGCAGAUUGCUGAGCGUGUGAAGGCAAGCUUUAGUGUUGCCGAUUUGGAGCUGAUGUUGGAAGAGAAGAAGAGAAAGGUUGGAGACCAGCCAACUGAGAGGCCUGCGGAGACGCCAGCUGAGCCUAGCCGAUCUUCGCAGGAUGUGAUGAUGGAAACGAGGACGGCUGAGUUGGCGGAGAUGAAGGAAGCCGCCAAGGAGCGCCGCGCCAAGUUGAUGGAGUCAACUGGAGCUGGCGAGAAGAAGGGCGAAGAGGUGGAUGCAAGUUUAAUUCGUUUUUCACGUGUUUGGACAACGAACUCUUGGGUUACCAGUGAUGUGGACCCAGGCGAGAGUGAGAAAAGAAAGUGUCCGAGUGCCAGCUUUGCUUGCUUAGUUGAAGCUUGGGUAGCUUUGACUGGAACCAACGUUUUGAAGAACCUUUGGAAGCUCUUGAACGGUGUCAAGACUUUUCGUGGUGGCGGAGCGUGGUUGGCCACGCUCAAGAGCUGUGAAGGCGAGGGACGUGCUCAGUCCAGCUCACCUCUCAAGGAGACCGCGGCAAGUGGUGACGCCUCUUGUGUUACCUCUUCCGACUCGACAGGAAUGCCUCCGCAACCACCUGCUCUGGACCCACAAAUGGCGGUGCAGAUGGUGCAGGCACAGUCGCAGCAGAUUAGCCAGUUGGUUGGUUUGGUGCAGACGUUGGGAGAGAUGCAAGCAGCGGCUUUGACACGAGCUGCUGAGACAAGCAGCGGAAUGGCAGCAGCAGCGUCCUCAACGGGCCCAGAGCCUAUGGAAGUGGACAAGGACACUGGUGGAGUCAGACACUCCAAAGCAGAGAGCUACAUUCCCAAGAUCCCUAUGCUUGAGUACCAGAAGAUGACGACUCGAACUUCGGAGAUCAGUUUUUGGUCGCAGUACGUUGAGGGAGUCAUGUCUUGGUUGUCUUUGCUUGACGACUUUUACCCCACUGAGUUGUACCGAGCGAUGAUCACCCCCACCGAGAUUCAACAGAGCAGUUUGGAGAAGGGACCAGCGGCGAGGUCUGCGAGAUUUCUUCACUUGCUGCGUCAGUCUUUGGGUGAUUUCCAACGAGCUUUAGACAUCGUUCGACAAGCGGAACAGUCACAGCUUGGAGCAGCAUGUGGGUACGAAGCCUUUCGGAGACUGAACACGGAGUUUGGAGUUCAGUCGAGAAUUGAAGCAACAUCUCUUCGUGAAGCUGUUUUGCAAUUUCGCCCAGGGAAGCAUGUGGUGCGGCCCUUGGACGUCUACAGAGCAGUAGAAUCCGAGCUCUUGAAGGCGGAUAGAAAUCUUAGUGGCUACAGCAGUCUUCGUUUGACAGAGCCUGAGAAGAUGAUGCUUCACUUGAAGUGCAUGCCCGAGUCCUGCAAGCAUUACGUUUUGUUGCAUGGAAAGAGCGACACGCUGAAUGAGAUCCUGGAGAGCAUCAAGUUUUACGACUCUCAUCUGCGUGUGAUCGAGCAUGACAAGGAAGGCCACAAGCAUUCGUCGAAGAGCGCUUGGACUGAAGAGUUGAUUGCAGCUUUCAACAAGGGCAAAGGCAAGAAGGGCAAAGGGAAAGGGAAGAAAGGCGGCAAGAACGAGGGCACUUCAGAGAAGGGUGCUGGUCGAGGCAAAGGAAAAAGAGACGACAAGCCGAAAGCCCAGAGCGAGGGAAAGAAGGGAAAAUGCUUCAACUGCGGGCAGCCGGGGCACUUUGCUCGAGAUUGCCCAGAACCACGGAAAGACAAGCCUUCGGGUGCAUCUGGCCAGCCGAAAGCAAAGGGGGGCAUGGUUUUCCUGAAGAACAUGGUUGUCUCCAGCAUGGCGAAGAAGUUUUUCUUGAACAGCAUGAUUGUCUUGAUGUUUUGCAUGGGCUUGAACGACACGAAGAACACGGGGAUGAUCAUGGUUGGUUUUGCGCUUUGCAUGGAUGAGUACCAGGUGCGCUGCUCUUUGGCGUCUGGUGAAGUGCUGAGCCUGAACCGUAGAGAGGAGAACCACGAGGACCACCAGAAGGCCUCGGAGAACCAGGACGAGAAGAACGUGCCCCAGAAGGCCUCGGAGAAGCAGGAGGCGGACAGCAGCGAGCCCCAGAAGGUUUCGGAUGUCUGCGACGUGAGCUCAGAGGAGCCAGCAGCGAAGGCCUGGAGCGUGGUGAGCGAGGGGGAGAUCCACGAUGUGGAGAUGGCCAGGCUGGAGGAUCUGAGAACACAGGUCGCAGCUGCGGCCGAGAUCGCGCUGGAAGGCGUGGAGCGCAUGGCAAGGAGCGAUGCCGAAGAGGAGACCACAAGUGAAGGCAAUGCCGGCGAAGACCUGGAAGGGCAGCGUGAAGCGGGGAAGCAAGCCGAGAAAGGAGCAGGCCACGAGCAGCUCGUCGACGGUGCACCUGGUGGCGAGGACGGAGCGCUCAACGAGAUGCCCUGCGCCGCCACCGCCGGAGCCGAUAAGGGACGAGCUGUGGAAUCCGCCUCCACCUCCGCCUGUUCCCAGCCGAAGGCCCGAGAACAGGUCUUGGCCCUCAGGGCUACCAAAGCCCCCGCCGGUGCCGUGAACAGAGACACGUUUUCACCUCAGAAACCAGGCAUUAAGGCCGCUUGGGAGGCCUUGUGCUCUACUGGAACCGAAAAGAGAAACGAGCGUUGCAUGGUUGAUCUUUGUGACUUGGUUGAAGUGCUUGCAAGCUUGGGAGAUGAGGGUGAAGAGACUGAGAGAGGGGAAGGAGAGAGUGAGCAUGAUGUUUGGUGGAUCUUGAAAGACCGUGAAGUUGUUGACUUUGACAAGAUCAGCCACGUGUUGCAAGGACAUCAGCCCUUCAGUUCCUCUUGUGACGUCUGUGUCAGGUCUCGAAGUUUGCCCAAAGGAGCCCGCGAGAAGCCAUGGGACCAGGUCAUGAAGCAUGAAGUGCAGAUCGAUCAGUUUUUCAAGUUUCAGAAGCGUUUCAUUGUGUUGGUUCAUGCCCAGUCGUUUGCAGUUGGUUGUGUUGAUGGCGAAGCAGCUAGGGAUCAGAUCCUUGAGAACAUGGGAGCAUGGUUGAGGUACUUUGGCUUGAGUGGCGUUGAAGUUGGGACCGUGUUUCGUUGCGAUGCAGAACCUUACAUGCGUGCCUUGUUGGUUGAGUUGCUUGAGCGAUUCCAGAAUUUCCAUGGUCCGAUUGAGCAGUUCAGCCCAGGGCGUCAUGCGCCCGCGGCAGAGAGAGCAGUGAGGACCCUGCGUGAGCUUGGUGAUUCGAUCUUGGUUGAGUUGCAGGACCACGGGGUGUCGCUUCGGAAUACGAGUCGUGCGUUUGCGUUGCUCUACAACCAUUGUUGUCAUGUCCACAACCGAUAUUCGCAGUUGGCUGGGUCUGAACUUUCGCCUUUGCAGCGUUUGAGAGGGAACAAGCACAAGCCCCAUCAGGUGUACGCGUUUGGUUCGACCGUUUGUGCGCAUGCGUCGGCAGUUGAAGACUUGAUUGUUGGUCGCUUUGCAUUUGGUUGCUACCUUGGACCCAUGAUGAGCAAGACAUCACACCUUGUAAAUGUGAGGUUGCCGGAUGGAGCCUUAAAGCUGGUGCAAGCCAGUUCCAUCAAAGUUGUUGUGCCUCUGAGGUAUGACGUUGAGUUGCUUGGAACGUUUGGUCGAAAGGUUGUUGGCGGCGUGCACCCUGCGCCGCAGCCACUUGGAGACCCUGAGGACCCCAGCUUGAGGACCGUUCCGUUGUCGCUUGUGCCCGGUGGGAAUCCGCCAGCUGAGUUCUUUGCAGAACAUGGUGAGAUGGAGCCCAAUGAGCCUCCAAGACCGCUUGAGUCCCCUCAGGGAAUAGGUGACGUGCAGCGUGACGGUGGAAUGCCAGAAGUUGAGCUUGACGUUCCCGAUGACCUUGAGAGAAUCGAGGCCGACGUCCCGAGAGACGGGGACUAUGAGCCUAGAGGGGGUGUUGGUUGCGAUAGUGAAGAACCUUUUCAGCCCGAGCUUGAACGUGAAGCCUUGCCAGCUGGGUUGCCAGAAUCUCCAGGACCGUCUGAGGACCCUAGAUCCGAUCCAGGAGUCGAAGACGUAGAGAUGAUGGAUAGGUUCGUUGAGACGCCUGAGCCUCAGAAGCUGUCAUUCGCAUCUGAGGACGCAAUCACAUCAGUCGUUGCCAGUGUGUUUUUCAGAACGAGUGUCUACAACGCAGUAGAAGACGAAAGCUGGAUCGAUCUUGAGAUUCGAGGCAGAAAGGUGUGCUUGCAGCGGCCCAAGUUUGUUAAAGACGACACGACCGGAAAGCCGUUGGAUCCACAGCUCACCGCCGAGGGGAUGACGAAAGAAGUGAAAGCCCUUGAUGCCUUGAAUGUAGGUGAUCUAGUGACAAAGCAGGAGGCAGACGAGUACGCUAAGGAGCACAACAUCCGCAUCCUCACCACGCGUUGGGUGUCUGUUGACAAGAAGGAAGGCGAAACAAAGCAGAAGAUUGUCAGGUCGAGGGUCGUAGUUCGCGACUAUGCCUCAGGCAAUCCAACUGCGCAGGAGCUGGGGAUCAGCUCGCCGACCUCUUCCAACGAGGCCUUCAGGACCUUCCUAGUGUUCAUUGCAUCCAGCGGGAGCGAUAUUAUUCUUGCGGACGUUAGUACAGCCUUUUUGUUCGCUAAGGUGGUGAGUCCUGAAGUUGUGAUGUUACCCACAAACAUUCGGUUCCCAGACAACUCCAGAGCCUACAUGAAGCUCAACAAGAGCCUGUAUGGCCUAAGAUCGGCGUCGUUGGCCUGGUAUAAAAUGCUUGCCGAGUUGGUCGAAGAGUUGGGGCUGUUUGCGUGUGUCAAGAUCAAAGUCACUGGAAUCCUGUCCAGAGACAAGAAGGUUGAAUUCCUUGGCAGGACCAUCCGGAGAGACAGUGAGACGGAUGGAAUCCUUGUUGGCCUCCCUGUGGGGUAUUUCCACUCGACAUAUGAAGCUUAUGGCAUCCGGAAGCCGAGUCUGGUUCCUCCAGACUUGAGAAAAAUCCUGGAUGAUGGAAUGGAGUCCCAACAGCAGCCUUUGAGUGCAGAAGCUAGUGCGAAGUAUAGGAGCGCAGUCCGCAAGGUCGCCUGGGGCGCCCAGACACGAAUUGACUUGACGUACUUCAUCAGUGUGUUGAGCAGGGGCCAGUCGCAGCCCCUAGCUGUCCAUGAGAUGUGCCUGCGAGCGUUCUUGAGGUACUUGAUGUCGGUUGAGCACCAUGAGCAGCUUCUUAGUUGUGAUGGAGACGCUGGGACCAUCGUUGCGUACGUUGAUAGCAACUGGGCGUCUGAGAGAAAUAACUCUCGGCGGUCGUUGUCUGGAGGCGUGUUGUUUCUCGACGGGGCCCCGGUGAAAGCUUACACCAGGCAGCAGACUUCAAUUGCGCUUUCCAGCGCAGAAGCGGAGUUAACCGCCAUCUGCGAGGGAAUGAAAGAGGCCUUGGGAUUGUGCGUCAUGGUGAGACACGUCUUUGGGAAAGAUGUUGAAACGCCGGUUGUUCGCUCGGACCCACAGGCAGCCAUUAACAUCAGUUCUAUGUUCGGGCUCCUCAGGAGAGUCAGGCACAUAGACAUCAGGUUGUGCUGGGUGCAAGAAGCGCUGCGUGAGGGCCGCGCUAAGCUUGAGUGGGUGUCUGGCUUGGAGAAUGCCUCAGACAUUUUCACAAAGAGUACGAUCCAAAGGGUCAGUUACGAGAGACACCUGAACAUGUUGGGAAUCGUUGAGCGACUUCCGCCAGCCACAAUGGGUUUGUUGGCGUUGGAAGACUGGGAUUGCGCCCAGUUGUGCCGCAUGCUCGGGAAGAGCCCCGACCUUCCAGUUCUCUUGGAGCUGGAACAAAGCUUGAGUGCGGUGGGUGCGGAAGAUCCUUGGUUGGUUGUCGAGUUUUGUACGAGUGAAAACUCGAAUCUUGGCAUUGCAGCGCUUGAGCUUGGAAGCGUGAAGUUGGUUAGAAUCACAGAGCGUGAGAACGGAGUGUUGGAUGAGACGAUUGCCAUUGUGAGAACGCACGUUGAGCGCUUGUGUCGGUUGGGCGUAAACGUGUUGAUUUGGUCGUCCACCCCGUGCACUGGUGGAUGUCUUUGGCAGUUCACGCAUUUGGAGCGGCCUGGGCAUGGAGAUUACUUGAAGAAAGUUUGGGGCGUCCAGAGAAAGUUGUGGAAGAACUUUGAGGUUAUCUGCAAGCCGGUUGAAGACAUGCCUGUGGGAUGUUUGAAUCCGUUCGUUGCGAUCGAGUGGCCGAAGACCUGUCAGUACUGGCAUUGGAGGACCACCAAGAAGUUUGGAUUCGACCACCACAGGACUCUCAUGACCUCCAUAGUGCAUGGUUGUGCAGUAGGGAUGAGAGGACGAGACGACUUGCUUGUGAAGAAGCAGUGGAGAGUUGAUACAGACCUUGAGGUUCUCUGCGAGACCCUCCAGACAUUUGCAUGCACAAAGGACCAUCCCCACAGUGCCGAUUUCGACCUUAAGAGCACCCAACACUAUCCGCUUGACUUGUGCAGACGAUUGGUUGCGUGCUUGCCAUGA